GCCGCCUUUCCACCCGGACAACAACCGGAUCGAUUUAGUUUGUGAGCGGCGGUGGCGUGUGAGCUCCGGUGGAUUUCAUGAGGCUGGGCGGCGUGGUCGAGACUGAGAGCAGCGGAAUAGUCUAGGGAAGCAUACAGGGGGCUUUAAGCAUCAGCGGAGAGGCCGAGGCCCCGGCUGGGGGACUGUGGCACCAAGGUCGGGGUACGAGGCUGCAUCGUUUCGGACCCCAGGGUCCAGGACAACAUUGUCCCGGGCCCGGGGGUGGGGUAUGGAGGCCUGUGAUACCCCUGAAGAGGGAGCCCAUCCUUUUAGUCAUAGGGACCCCACCAACCCGGCAGCAAGCAAGUGUCACGGUUCUCCAGGGGAAGUGAGGAUAGCCGCACUCCAACAGGAGAGUAAUGCUAACCUGAUACGCGGUAGCUGCCACAGUCAGGUUAAUAAUAACCCGGGAGAGGCCCAUCAGGAGGAGGUGAGGGUCAGCCACAGUCCUCUUAAUGGUCAGUCACACCAGCAAGGAGAUAAUGCUAACCUGGGAGGGGGCAUUUGUCACGAUCAGAGUAACAACAAUGUGGAAGAGGCUGAUCUGGGAGAGGUGGAGGUUAGUAACUGCCACCUGAAAAGGGUGUGGCCUCGGGAAGGGAAUAAUACGCGCGCUGAAGAGGGUUGGUGUCACAGUAGGGGUAGUACUUUACGAGAGGAUGGAGGGUUCAGCCCUGGAAAUGGUAACCGCCGGUGUCAAGGGGAAGUGGAGGCUAGCGUAACGUUUAACAGCCGGUCGGAAGUGAAAGAGGGUGAGCAAGAUGUUCACUUGCAAAAUGGAAGAAGCCCAGAGGAUGGAUUGGGUAACUGCUUGCUAGAAUUUGAGGGCUCAAAAGCUGAGCUGGAGAGAGAGCAGGUGCAGGCUGGAGUGAAUGUGUUGGCAGCUGAAGGGAAAAGCAGUGAAGAGACUGGGAGAACUGAGGCAGCAUCACGGUGUGCUGCGGAAAGCAGGGUGCCCACACGGGAGCCUGACAGAGCAUCACAAGAAGUGGGGGGGAAUGAGGGCAAAGAUAUGUUGAUGGGGAACAGAAUGGAGGGAAUGGGCCCAGAAGCUGGUCUGCCUGGGGUGAAUAGUCUGACAACAGAGAAGACACUAGAAGAACAAGGGGGAAGGCAGGAAGUUUGCAUGAAAGAGGAGUUCACACAGAGUGCUUCACUGGCAAAGAAUUUAGAAGAUGAAGCUGUUGAGAAAAGAAUACAGCAGACGAGAAUUGGAGAAAGUGACAGAGAGGGUAGCAGCCAAGCCUUGGAACUGAGUGUGGUGCUGCAGGAGGCUAAAAGCAUCUCUGAACAGACUCCUGCAGAGUACGAUGUCAAGAAGGAUUUUGAACUAAUUUUGGAAGCAGAGAGCAGCGUGAAUUUCCAGGGGAAGGACUGUGAGGAAAUGGAAUUGGGCAGUGAGGAGUUACAAACAGCAGCAAGCACUGACAGCUUGUCAACAUCGCCCUGUGGCAAUUGGCCUUUGCAUUUUGCUCCUCCUCAUGUAUCAUUGGAUGUGCUCUCCCCCCUUGGAAGCAACAUACCCCAUCCGCUUGCCCUGAUUCCCCCCAGCCCGGACCAGCCCGACGACUCCACAUUACUCUCACCCACUGCAGACUGCCGGGGAAAGCACGCUGUGAAGAGGGUAACCUUUCCCUCAGAUGAGGCCAUCGUUUCUGGUGCAGUGGAACCUAAAGAUCCUUGGAGACACGCUCAGAAUGUGACGGUGGAGGAGAUUAUUGCUGCCUACAGGAAGGCCUGUCAGAAGCUGAACUGCAAGCCGAUUAACAAGCUGCUCAAACAGAUCCAAGAGUUUAAACACUUGUCACAGAGGUUGGACUGCUUGGAUCUAAAAGGUGAGAAACUGGACUACAAAGCUUCAGAGGCCUUGGAAGAGGUUUUCAAACGGGUUCAGUUCAAACUAGUGGAUUUGGAGGCAACCAACCUGGACGAGGAUGGGGCGUCGGCAUUGUUUGAUAUGAUAGAGUACUAUGAGUCGGCCACCCAGUUGAAUAUCUCUUUCAAUAAGCACAUCGGGACACGAGGCUGGCAGGCUGCAGCUCACAUGAUGAGGAAGACCAGCUGCCUGCAGUACCUGGAUGCGAGGAACACGCCGCUUCUCGAUCACUCCGCGCCUUUUGUGGCUCGCGCGUUGCGGAUCAGCAGCAGCCUCGUAGUGCUUCAUUUGGAGAAUGCCAGCUUAUCCGGCCGACCGCUCAUGCUCCUGGCAACUGCCCUGAAGAUGAACAUGACGCUGCGAGAGCUCUUCCUGGCGGACAACAAGCUGAAUGGACUCCAGGACGCGGCUCAGCUGGGGAAUUUGCUGAAGUUCAACUGCACCAUCCAGCUAAUGGAUCUGCGCAACAAUCACAUUCUGGACUCAGGUUUGGCAUACAUAUCCGAUGGGUUGAAGGAGCAGAGACAGGGUCUGGUUACGUUGGUUUUGUGGAACAAUCAGUUAACCCACAAUGGAAUGACCUAUUUGGCAGCUGCCCUGCCCUACACGUUGAGUUUGGAGACGUUAAAUCUCGGUCACAAUGCUAUAGGGAAUGAAGGCGUGCAUAAAUUAAAAGAUGGGCUGAUUGCAAACCGAUCAGUUCUGCGAUUAGGAUUGGCGUCUACAAAGCUCACCUGUGAAGGUGCCGUGGCUGUGGCGGAGUUCAUUGCUGACAGCCCCCGUCUCCUCCGGCUGGAUCUACGAGAGAAUGAGAUCAAGACUGGUGGGCUCAUGGCUCUCUCGCUAGCUCUCAAGGUCAACCAUUCACUGCUGAGGCUUGACCUGGACCGGGAACCCAAGAAAGAAACGGUAAAGAGCUUCAUUGAAACUCAAAAGGCCCUGCUCACCGAGAUCCAAAAUGGUUGCAAAAGGAAUUUCAUUCUUGCAAAGGAAAAGGAAGAGAGAGAACAGAAGAUGCGACAGUCUGCCUCAAUGCCCGAGAUCUCCGUGACUCUGUGCGAUAAGACAGAUGAGUUGCAAAAUGUCCAAACCUGCCCAAGGGGCGAGGAAUCAGGAAAUGGAGGUGCCCAGGGAAGUGUUCCGAACAUGACUGAGGACACUGAGCACUUGGAUGGUGCUGAUAAAUCGAGGGUUUCUACCCUCUCCGUGGAAUGUAAUUUGACUGAACAAGAUGAAUCGGUGCCACAGGCUGGUCUGAUCAAGCCACUUAACUCUGAACAACAGCAGGCUGCUUCAGAAAUGCCUUCUGGGAAGGAGUCUGUCACGGAUUCCAAGGCCGAUGGUGUGGAUAGCCCAGCCACAGUUGAUAACCCGCAAGAUAACACUGAAUUAUAUCCUGCAAAGUCGGAAAGCCCAGUCGCUGUCAGCCCGCCAGUGGAGGUCCCGUCACGAAACAAUGAGAGGCUUGUAUCCAGCCCAGGGAGAGGACACAAAGUCUUUGUGGUGACCAGAGUGGAAAGCCCACCGGAGGACCCCAGUAAUCGUGACGCACAGUGGGGAGAAGAAGCACUGCAGAGCGAAAAGAAUAGGACCACAGAUAAUGAGGCAGAAUCCCCCUUGGAGCCUUGUCAAGGUUCAGUACCAAGCACUACAGCAGCUUACACAGUUCCAGCCCCAGCCUCGGAAAGAAGUCUCCAAUCCAGGAGCCUGCCGAAUCAGGAAAAGCCGGUAGAGUACACUGAGCAUGACUUUGAGACGGUCUGUGCUAAAGACUGUGAUCAUGUGAUGCAUGGGGGCACCUUACCGAAUGGAUUCAAAGCCGACCUUGUGCAUAGACUGCCUGAAUUAGCAGUGUUAGCAACAGGGACGGAUGACAAAGUGUUGAGCUGCCACAUCGAGCAAGAGUUUACAAGUCCUAAAACUGAAAAGGAGUUGGAGAAGUUACUGCUGGAAGCGAGCCAGGAAACCUGUCGUGAAACAUCCUGAAGCUGAGCCGUGUCCUUUGGGUCCUGCUGGAUGUACUGAAGCUGACCUUGAAGAUGCCUGUGCAGUUCCCCCACCUACCUACUCUCCAAUCCUUCUCCUCCUCAAAAAAAAACAAAAAAAAAAGAUUUUUCUCUCCGACUUCUCCUCACUGCCUCUCUCACGGUGUCAGACUGCCCACCGCCGACCUGCGUCACUCAUCGCCUGCAGCAACGGCUCAUUCCAUCCCUCCUGCAGGGAAUGAGUUCCUGCUGACCUGGUUUCAUUUUGGUUGGAGUGGGUACCAAAGACGUGUCACCCAGGGGAAAAGAGGUUGGCUUGCAGUGUGCAGUCCAGUGGAAGGGUGGUUCCUCCUCACUGGGAUGAAGCUGUCCCGACACAAGAAGUGUCAUUGUCUAGAAUCUGAAUGAGUCAACCCCUUGCACUAUAGAUUUUCUACAUUAUAUUGUAAAUGUAUUGCAUUAUAUUGUAACAAGGCUUGGUUUAGCCAGUGAACUGCAUUUCCCUAUUUCCACUAUUGACGUUAGUCCUAGCAAGAGGUAGGACCAAUAUGUUCCCCUUUCCCAAAACUGACUUGUCUCCACUGUGUCUGUCUCUGUGUUAUUGACACUAUUUGUUUGUGGAUGGUGGGGAUGAAAACAUUGCACUAGUAAAGGGAAUUUUCAGCCCAGGUACUCUUUAUGGUAUAUCUCACCAUGAGGCUUUCUCCUUUAGAAGCUAUUUAGGUUGGUCUUUAUUGAUGUUGGUUUAAUGUUUUGAGGAAGUGGAUCGUGCAAGGCAUUCGCAGCUUGAACACUAGGAUCUUCAUUUAGGAGUGUGGUCGCACUGAGGUUUGUACCUGCUGGGAGCGAUCUCGUUAUAAACCAUGUAAAUAGCUGUACAUGGUUAUUGAUCAUCUCAGUGACCUACAAGCAACUGGAGAAUAACUAUUUGAAGUUUAAUGAUUUUGGUCAGUGACACUAGUCAGAAUCACUACAGAACAGAUCAUUGGUUCGCUGUUGCAUUGAAUGUGGGAGCUAGCUGCGUGCAAAUUGGCUGUGACCUCCCUUGCUUUAUAAUAACAAUCGCACAUCAGAAGUUAUUGUCUGGAUUGAACUUUGUGGUGUCCUAUGCCCAUAAAGACACCAAAUGCGUGCAAGUCCUUUCUUUUCUGGUGAUGGUCCUAACCCUUAUGUAAAGUCAGUCAUUCUGUGUGGAUUUCUGCAUUUUCUUGUCAAAUUUUCAGGGAACAGGAGGCUGAAAGUGAUGGAAAUCACUUUAAUCAUGAUUCUUGACUCGGUUGCCAAAAAUGCCUAGUGAUUUUUUUUUUAAAGUGUGGAAAAAUAGUGAUUGUGCUCUUGCGAUCAAUCAAAUUUACACAGGAGCUGUUUUCGUUUUGUCAGACAGUGACAUUUAAGACUAAAAUUGCCCCUGGUAAUGGAUUAGACUGCAAUACUUAGGGAACCUCCCUUGCUCUGUGUGAGUUUCCUGGCACAAGCACUGCUUAUUUUAAACACCACAUCAACCAAAACUGAUGAUUGCUCAAAGCCAAAGCCACGGCGUCAUUCCAUUCUUCCUGCUGCGAGCCGUUUGCUGGGCAGCUGACAACGCCGCCUCUGCGGCGCUGUCUUUCCAAUCAGUCAGAAAAUUUAUCUUGAAACCUUUGGUGUCUAGAAUGUGCCGGAAAACCACCACACAUCUGGCAACAAAUCUCUGGGCUGGCUCCUUCAUAGAGCAGCCAUUACAAGUAUUAAACAAUUUCCGUCCAUCAUUUUUGAUUUUGCUUUCGAUAUCAGGUACCAAAUAUUUUUGCUUUUUAAUGUAAUAUUUUGGUUCCCCGAUAUGUCAAAUAAGGCACAUGGCUUCAAGCUUGUGCAGUAUCCCUUGCAAUGACCUGUCUACUGAGAAGAAUGGUCUGUAUUUUGGCUUGGCUGAGAGAGAAAUCACACAGGAUCCGUAAGCUUUGAUGUUUCCUUAUACUGUCUCUGGGUACACUAUAGAACUACAUCGAUCUCUUUCUACACUGAUUCCUGGAAGGAUUGCUUUGUGGUACAGAGUAAUAAACAAAAGCAAAGUGUGAUAUUGAUAAUAUAGAUCAAAUUAUUGAUGAUUCAGUCCCUCUAUCUCAUGCGAUGUUUAGGGAAAAUAAAGAUUAGCUUCUUUGAUAUAAACUAGAGUUAUCUUACCCAGCUUUAGCCGCAGUGUCGCAUUACCUCAGUAUUAAUUUACUGCCAUUUAAAAUCAAUUUCAACUUCAGCCUAUUCUUUUCAAUUGAAAGAAAUUUCCACUCGGAAAAGCUGUAGGGGGUCAGAUGGAAACUGGUUGCCUUGUCUGUGACAGGCGUAAUGUGCAAAGAAUUAAGGCUCUAUUUGGUACCACAGGGACUAGACUGGGUCAGGAGCAGGAUAUUUGCUCCCAGUUCUACCUCGGUGAAGAUGUAGUGUUUACGCUCACUGUGUUACACUCUUUUCCUUAUGCAGAAAAGAUUUAUAGUCAUAAAAAUGGCAAUAAGGAAAGGUUAAUAAUAAUACAUCCAACUCUAAUGGAAUAGAAACUAGCGUGUUUUGUAGAGAAAUGAAUGCUUCAAUUCAGGCUAUCAUAUCAACAUUAAUUCAUUAAGGCUUUCCUUUUAUGUGUUAUUGUCUAGGUCUGAAGUUUUUAUAGGUGUGUGUGUGUGUAUGUAUGUUUGUGCGUGGGUGCACGUUUGCUUGCCUCACAUGGGAGAUAGGCUUGUGAUUUAGAGAAGGCAAGCUGACCCUAGCAUGCUGAGCAGCGGGUAUAUGUUACCCGGGCACGCUUCACAACCUCAGUUGCAGCUCAGGGUGUACACGGAUCAUCAUUUGCCAACUCCUGACCCCAGCUACGAAUAUACAGGCUGCUUUUAAAAUUCCUGUGAUGGUUGGUCCCUCUGACUUACAAGCAAACAAUGAGGCACUAGCCUAGAUCCUACCAGAACUCAGCAUCUUCUCUAAGACUUGCAAAAGAAUCGUGACAAAUAGGAACGCAUGCAUGUUGCAAGUGGACACAGACCAAGCUGAAACCACAUGACGGACAAUGCAAAGUUGCAGAAAGACCAAUACAGACCGACUUUUCUAUGAAGUGUGUAAGUCGCAAUGUGCAGUCAUUGGUAUGAAUCAGCAUGUGGUCCGCGUGUAUGACCAACUGGAGAAGCUCUCAGGAUGGUAGUGGAGAGAGGAGAACUUAGCACAUCCUCAUUUCUUACUAGUGCAUCUACAAAGUCUGCCUGCGAUACGAGCGGUAGGUUGUUGCUCCAAGAGUUGUAUCUGACUGAUCCCAAAUGAAACUGGUGGAGUCAUCUACCCUAUCAUCUGAGUGCUCGACUGCAGAGCUGGUCUAAAAAGUGCAAUAAAUGCCAUGCAAUGAGCAUAACUGCAUGCAGGUUACACUUGGACAUGUAUAAAUAAACUGAUGCUGUGACUUUCUAGCCUUUAAAUGCAGAGAAUCUGCAUAUAGCAUAACACUAUGUAUAGAGGUACGUGUUAACUUGUGUCACAGGGCUGCUUAAAGUCUGAUUCUAUAUUUUUUUUCCCUGAUGUGUACUCUUGAGGUCUUGUUGUAAUAAUUGUGAAUUGUUUUUCUUCCCCUCCCCCCCCCUUUUUUUUGACUGAUUCACACACUUGAGGAGUGACGUGGCUGAUGCAAAGAUGUUACUUGACACUGUCCGGGCACUGCAGCAGUCUGGGGAAGGAGUGGGGUUUUGCAUCCUGGCAACAAACUCUGCCAGAUCCAGGCUGUGAUUACUACUUUUUGAUUUCAGUGGGUCUUGCUCUCAUUUUAAAAACUCAGCACUGAACAUCCUCCAUUGCAGGUUAAACAUCUGCUGGAGCUCCAAAUCCUCUUCAUAACAUGUUAUGAAGGCAUCUAGGAUCGACGUCUGAAAUAAAUGGGUAGAUACAAUGGGCCCAACAGUGGGGAGAACAGCCCUUCUGAGAAAUAAUACACUACAGUGACAUAAUUAGCUUUGGUUUACAUUUCCUGCUCAAAGCAAUUAAAACGAGUGCAAUCCCAGACACACUGUCAAUGUAAUGAGUCUGGGAUCUUCCUCACAAUGAGGGUACAUUUAUUCACAACUGUUGUUCAGCAGCAUUCCAACUGCAUCCCUUCGAGGCUAUGUGUAUGAAGGCGAAUACUUCUGAAACCAUUUACUUGUCCCUAAAUUACCCAAAGGGCUUUUAGUUUUAAAAUGAGCUAAUUUGUUUGUGGACUAUGCAGUGAGAUUGGUGGAUGUGUUUGGAUCCAUAUUGAAUUUUUUUUUAUUAUUCUUAAGCUGGAUUUGGGAAUCACUGGUGGAGCUCUUAUUUGUGGAGUUCUUUCUAUUACCCUUGAAAAGUGGUGGUGGGAUUAGAACGCAACAUUAUGUUUUCCAUCUACCCUUGAGAAGAUGGUGGUGGUAUUGGAAACUAAUGAGGACUGUCUGAUUCAGGGCAGGAAGGGAGUGACAGUAUUAUUUUCUACUGAACCAUGCUGGGUCAAGAAACCAUCACAUCCCCUCCCACCCCCAAGAUUAACUUGCACUCAUGCAGGUCAGUGAUGGACUUCCCAGUAGGGCAGAGAAAAAUUGGCCAUGGCUCUCAACAUUGGACUUGUACUGAGUCCUGGGUUGGAUGCCUCCCCGCCACACACCCAAGCAGUGUCUCUGGUCAGAUAACUGAAUGCCAAAAGGUGUCACCACCUUUGUCAGAGGAGGGGAGGAACCUGAGGCAAAAAGCGUGUUUGCAGUGUUAGGGCAGUGAUCACAGUGGGCCAGAUGUCUGAUUCCACAGGAAGGGAACCUGAAGGAAACAGGGACAAGAUCUUGAGGAUGAAUUGGGUCAUGGCACGUUGCAAUUUGUAACUCACAAUGUGAUCAGAAAUCAGAGAGGGAUGAGUACCAUUUUCCCCACUGAAACACAAGAUGCAGAGGCUGGUUGAUGGAGAUAGAAGGGAAACCAACUGAUGAUUCCUGAUUCUACUUUAUUAAGCAAUUGUUAUGGUUUUAAGAAUUACGUGAGGUGACCUUUCUGGAUGGAGAAUGCAUCAGCUGCAACACUACUAUCUGUGGGUUCAGAACAUAUCAGCUUGGUUCCCCACCGCCUGACCCAGCACAGUACUCUGGACAAAGCCAGCACCAACUCCAUCCUUGUAUACUGACCCCUCAUUGCCUCAUAGUAACCCUAGUUGGUCCCUAUACAAAAAAACUGUCCACACCUGAUGCAGUUUAAGUAUGUUGAGGAUUUCCUGUUUCCAGCAAUACUUUGGACACAGGUGAAAGAUUUUCAGUGCUGUGGAAACUUAGUGCAAUCUGCCUGUAAGUGUUGUAGAGUACCAAAGUAAAUCCAGGAAUUUGUGAUUCCACAGUUUAAAAUAAUUUCCACAAAUGACACAGAUGACUACUGAGAAGCCCAGCCAAUCCUGGGCCAGUUAUUCUGUUCAAGAGUUGACUCUAACUAACAACUGGGAGCCAGGCUAAAAAUCUUUCCCGCACUGAUGUCUACUAGCUGAUUUACUUUUUCUUGUGCCUUCACUACCUCCCACCUUUUAUGCAGCUUCUCAUUGUCAUGGGGUAAUUUCAUAGGUUGUGGUGGGAUCCUUCCUGUCCACAUCAAGCUUAACACAGCACUCUGUGUCUCUGUCUGCCUCUCCCUAUCUCCCUCUCCUCCCACCAUCACUUCUCCAAUUCCACCUCACCCCUCACACUCCUUUCUCUUUUUCUUUUCUGUUCCAUACCCAACUCUCAACCAUAUAAUUUCUUUUGCUUCCUAUCUGAAGCUCCCUGACCACAACACUGGCAUUUAAAGUCACCACAGCUGUCGCUGUCACUAAGCCUAACCCACUGACUGUAAAGAUGGCCAGUUACUCAGACCAACCUCUGCCAUAUCCUCCUGUCAACCUGAAGACUAUCACAAUGGUUAUUAUUUUCCGGAGAAAUCAUACACUUUGUAUUUCUUUAAUCAGCUCAUAGGAACUGCCAGUAUGCUGUGUUUUGAAUCCUUUGUUAGAGUGCACCAUGGAAGUAUUGGGGGUUCACCUGGAGUUGUUGCUUUUUGUCCAUGUACCUGUGGGUGACAGAGCAUGCAUCUCCGCCCACAGUCUGUCCAUGUUGAUGCCUCCUCAAGUACCUGCACUUGUACAAGCCACUUGAUUGGUCUGUUGAUUCUGUUGAAGUGGAUGUACCCUCCACUGGGCCCCUCUAGGUCUCUGAGAUGAACCUAAUGGAAUUAUGUGAGUUUUAAACAUCUUUGGAUUUAUUCAGAAUCUUGGGUAAUAAUUACAAUUAAAAAAUUCUUUAAGUUAAACUGAGUCAUUUUGCUGUGCUGCUCUUCCACUAUAUGCAUUGCUGGCUGGGAAUUCAGUGAUUGAACUGGCUGACGCAAUGGAGCCAGCUCUAUCAUGGGCACUAGCUUCCUUACCAUUGAGGACAUCAUCAAAAGCUGAACCUCAAAAAGCAGCAUCCUCACCAUCCAGGACAUGCCCUCUUCUCAUUACUACAAUCAGAAGCCUGAAGACGCUCACCUAGCAUUUUAGGAACAGCUUCUUCCGCUCUGCCAAAAGAUUUCUCAACAGUCCCUGAACACUACCACACUAUCUUCCUCUUUUUUAUAUACUCCUUGUAACUUAUAGUAAUUUUCCUUAUGUAUACCAUUGUACUAUUGCCACAAAACAGCACAUUUUCUGAAAUACAUCAGUGAUAAUAAACCUGAUUCUGAUUUACAGACCUCACUUGAGGUA
Molecule: messenger RNA, 10606 nt
Organism: Mobula hypostoma (lesser devil ray)
Lineage: Eukaryota; Metazoa; Chordata; Chondrichthyes; Myliobatiformes; Myliobatidae
Gene: ppp1r37
Product: protein phosphatase 1, regulatory subunit 37
Exons: 13
Coding region: 269-3901 (1210 amino acids)
Biological process (GO): cell migration; regulation of Arp2/3 complex-mediated actin nucleation
Cellular component (GO): lamellipodium; plasma membrane
Molecular function (GO): protein binding
Source: RefSeq, a predicted model, not a curated record